Molecule: messenger RNA, 5911 nt
Organism: Salvelinus namaycush (lake trout)
Lineage: Eukaryota; Metazoa; Chordata; Actinopteri; Salmoniformes; Salmonidae
Product: double-stranded RNA-specific adenosine deaminase-like
Exons: 17
Coding region: 569-4702 (1377 amino acids)
Biological process (GO): RNA processing; adenosine to inosine editing
Cellular component (GO): cytoplasm; nucleolus
Molecular function (GO): tRNA-specific adenosine deaminase activity; double-stranded RNA adenosine deaminase activity; double-stranded RNA binding
Source: RefSeq, a predicted model, not a curated record
UCGUGCUGUUUCUCGUGUUAAGAAACUGUAAAUGCAGACUUUCUAUGCGUUUAUAAUAGGCCUAUCCAUAAUUUCACAUUGUAACGUCUGGUAUAAGUAUCUUGAAUGGUAGGUACUAGAUGUCCCUUUGAAAUUGAGAAGCGCUCGUGCGGUAUGUAAAACAACAACAAAAACAGUUUUUUGGGGGAUGGUAAAAUACAUAGAAUUUUGAGAAAUAUAGCCAACUAGUUGAAUUACUUUCGUUGUAUUUUGAUAGAACGUAACUGUUUAUCUCUAGACUGUUUGAAGUGUAGUCAACUUCUGACCCCGGUAGCACGCGCGCAGACCUCAAGAUCUCUCUGCCAUUCAAAAGUGACUGAAACCUACUCGCCUUUCAGCCGCCUUCAGGCCAGGUGGUAAAUCUGUGUUUUAUCCCUCGAACUUUCAGGUGCUGACUGCCACUUUGCGAUCAUCGCCCACCCGGCUAUUCUGCCAGGCUGUGUUGCAUCAGUAUCCAACACAGAGACGCAUCCUCCUAUCUGCUGCAUAACAGGCGGCCCUGGUCCCCCCUCAACCUGCCCCCUGCGCUAUGAGCAGAGGACGAGGAGGGCCCCCCAUAGAGCAUUACCACCGACCCCCUCUUCCCCAACUGCAGGCUAAGCAACAAUACUACAGAGCUGGACCCCUGGGAUUUCACCCCAGAGGCCCUCCGCAACAGGCCCCACACCCAAACGUCCAUUCAUACCUAGGCCCAGUCCCCCCUCUAGUACCACCCAGUGCCCACUCUCAGCCUCUCUACCCCUCCACCCCUCCCCCACCCGGUCACAGCCCAGCCCUGAGUCAGCAGAGCUCUUGUCCCAGUGGUCCUAACUCCUUCAGGCAGCAGCAGGUCCACUUCCUGAGGGGACAGAACACUGAGGCUCCCCAGUUUAGGGUGAGCCCCAGAGGGGCGCAGAGCUUGGGUCGAGGGGGACCGAACGGACUUUAUAACGAAUCAAACCAGGCCCAGGCAGGGUACAGCAGAUACUCCCAAAACAGCUCUAGGGGGAGAGGGGGAUACAGCAGCGAGCGAGGCAGAGGGAACGGUAGGGACUUCGGGUACCCACCCAGUCAAGGACCCCCUAGAGGACCAACCGGCCCUAGAUUCUGGAACCAGAAGCAGACUUCAACCCAAAAGCAAGGCUUCAACAGACAGUGGAGCCUUCAUGCAGACUGUGCUGACGGGCCGUCUUUCUCAGAAGGCUUUCAGAGUUUAUCCUUAGACAGAGAGAGGUCCUACAGAGGAAGAGUUGACAGAGGCGACAGCUUUGACAAAGCUUCUGUCUGUAGUAGUAAUAAUUCAAACAACAAGAGUGCCCCUACGUUUCAGCCACCCGACAUCCGAGAGCAAGUUUUGCAAGCCUUGGCAGAUUUGAGCCCCGGUGAGAAGCUACAAGCAAAGUGUUUGGCCAAAACGCUGCGGUGCCCCAAAAAGUUUAUCAACCAGGCCCUUUACGGUCUCGAGCGUGAUAAGAAAGCUUCAAAACACGGUGAAAGUCCUCCAGAGUGGACUGUCUACGUAGAACCACAGGAAGAACCGGAAAGUAGAGAUUCUGAUCCGGAAAGCCCACGUUCCCAACCGAGGGAACAUUCUGUGGAGUCACAGGAAAGGCCUUCAGAAGAAGAUUGCUCUCACUUCCUGUCUGUGAAGGAGGAGGACGUGGUCAUCGAGGCUGAGAUCCAGCAAAUUGAAGCGCAGGGUCCUGAGGGCGACAAAGAAGAAGAUUACUACGUAGAAUCCGAUUCACACUCCUCUUCCUCAGAAUCAUCUGAGUCAUAUCGGCAACAUUCCCAGUCCCAAACCCAACAACCCAGUAUCAACAGCAGCAGUAACGAAGAGCUUGACCUAGACCUUGACGAGAGCGCCAUGGCGGACUGCGGCAGUAAUCAGAAGGAGUUGAUCCUGCAGUAUCUGCUGGAGGCAGGGGAGGCCACGGCCCUGGUGAUCUCCAAGAACCUGGGCCUGAGGGGCGCCAAGCAGGUCAACCCCACCCUGUACGCCAUGGAGAAGCAGGGCGACGUGAGCCGCAACGCAGAGGUGACCCCUCACAUCUGGGAGCUAUCUGUCCAUCGCAGGGAGAGGAUGGAGAGGAGCCUCAAGGCCGAGCGCAGCGCCCCUGCAAAGGUCGAAGGAAUGGGGUCCGGAUUCCAGGCGGUGCCACCCGGAUUGGAGUGUCUAGAGGCCAACGCUGAGGCGGAGGAUGAGUCGAACGGAGGGCAGUGGGCGACCGACGAUAUCCCCGAAUUCCUCAACGCCAUCAGCCGGGAUGGAGGGGGGACAGUAGCAGUCUCCCUGGCAGCGCCCCCACCUCAGAACCUCCGUGCCAAACUCCAGGAGGUGAGGGCCAAGAACCCCGUCAGCGGCCUGAUGGAGUUUGCCCAGUACCAGGGUCACAAUUGCGAGUUCCUGCUCCUCGACCAAUCAGGGCCCUCACAUGACCCCAGAUUCCGUAUGCAGGUCAUGCUGGACGGCAGGUUGUUUCCUGUUGCUGAGGCAUCUAAUAAAAAGGUGGCUAAGAAAGAUGCUGCCGCAGCAACCCUGAGGAUUCUGCUGCGUGAGAUAGAGGGGGGAGGGGCUGAGGAGGGGCUCACUGCAGGGGUGGACCAGGCCAUGGACCCCACCUCUGACGUCCCUGAAGUAGUGGAGGGUCCGCCCCAGGCCCUGUCCCGUUCCCUGCCGGGGGGUAAGAACCCCGUGUCCAUGCUGAUGGAGUACAGUCAGCGCACUGGAAACCCCAUUGAGUUCAUCAACACUGGACAGGAGGGCCCACCUCACGACCCACGGUUCAUGUUCAGGGUGAAGAUAGGGGAAAGCCUGUGUGCUGAGAGCUCAGCACCCAGUAAGAAGGCUGCCAGGCAGCUGGCUGCAGAGGAGGCAGUCAAGGAGUUAAUGGCCGACGGGAGACUGCAGCUCAACAAGCCCCAGUUUCCCCUGUGUCUGUCUGGUGAUGAAGGGGGCUUCAUGCCCGCUUGCCCCUCCCUGCCCCCGCUGACAGAGGAGGAGCUGCGUUCUGCCCACGAGGCGGGGGUUGGUGACCUCAUCAGCCACCUAAACAACAACGCCGUGUCAGGCCUGCUGGAGUACGCCCGGGCCAGGGGCUUCGCUGCAGAGAUACGACUGGUCGGGCAGUCAGGACCACCGCACGAGCCCAAGUUUACCUACCAGGCUAAGCUAGGGGGCCGCUGGUUCCCUCCUGUCUGUGCUUCCAAUAAGAAGCAAGGGAAACAGGAAGCAGCUGAUGCAGCUCUGAGGGUUCUGAUUGGAGAGGCAGAGAAGGCUGCCCGCACCGGGGAACUGACCCCUGCAGAGCUGCCACUGAGUGGUGGGACAAUCCAUGACCAGAUCGCCAUGUUGAGUCACCAGCGCUUCAACGCCCUUACCACACGCAUACAGCACAGUCUUCUGGGAAGGAAGAUCCUCGCCACCAUCGUCAUGAAGAGGGGGGAAGGGCUGGGGACCGUGGUCAGCCUGGGAACAGGAAAUCGCUGUGUUAAAGGGGAGGAGCUGAGUCUUAAAGGGGACACUGUUAAUGACUGCCACGCAGAAAUCAUCUCCAGGAGAGGAUUUAUCAGGUUUCUGUAUGCUGAGUUGCUGAAGCACUGUGAAGGAUCAGAGGACAGCAUAUUUGAGGCAGCUGAGGAGAACAAGCUCCGGAUCAAACCUGACACCACCUUCCACCUCUAUAUCAGUACUGCUCCGUGCGGAGACGGGGCGUUGUUUGAUAAGUCGUGCAGCGAGGACGCGGGGGACGGCCAGGGCCACCAGCCCCUGUUUGAGAACGCCAAGCAGGGCAAGCUGCGCACCAAGGUGGAGAAUGGUGAGGGCACCAUCCCGGUAGAGUCAUCGACCAUCGUGCCCACCUGGGACGGCAUCCAGCACGGCGAGCGUCUGAGGACCAUGAGCUGCAGCGACAAGAUCCUUCGCUGGAACGUCCUGGGUCUGCAGGGAGCCCUGCUCUCCAACUUUCUCCAUCCUAUCUACCUGGCUUCAAUCACCUUGGGCUACCUGUACAGCCAUGGCCACCUGACACGUGCUGUCUGCUGCCGAUUGGCCAGAGACGGCGAAGCCUUCUCCAAGAGUCUACCUGCUCCCUACACACUCAACCAUCCCGAGGUGGGCAGGGUGAGUGUGUAUGACUCGACGCGUCACACAGGGAAGACCAAGGAGUCCAGCGUGAACUGGAGCCAGCCAGACCACAUCACUGUGGAGGUGCUGGAUGGGACCAAGGGCAAACUGGACGGGUACGCACCCCGCACCACAACUAGAACCAGACCCUCAGACCUCAUCCACCCUCAUCCAGAUAGCAGCACCAGCCCCAAACUGGACGUGUCGCGGGUCUCCAAGUCCAACAUCUUCCGGCAAUUCCGGUCUUUAUGCCAACAGUGCGGGCGCCAGGACCUGCUGGCUCUCCCGUCUUACGCCCAAGCCAAGAUGGCCGCCAUGUCCUUCCAGGUCGCCAAGCAGCAGUUCUUCGAUGCGCUCGGUAGCCAUGGUUACGGAGCCUGGAUUGGCAAGCCAUUGGAGGAGAAGAGCUUUGACGAAGCGGCGGCCUCCGAUGGCCAUGGGGCAGGAAGUGUUGCUAAUAGCAACCAGGGGUACAACAACAACAAUAGCUAUGGAAGCACAACCACUGACUAUAACAGCAGCCAGUGGGGUAGUAGUGCGUACACACAGGCCAUGUAGAAGGGAGGGAAGGGGAUAACAGGCCAGCCCAAGGGGUGAGGGUCAGACAGCAGCAAGAGAGAUGGAGAGAGAAGGGGUUGCUACUGCUACACAAAACUAACAGAAUAUAGAAAGAGAGGGGAGAAUAGGGGGCUUAGUAAACAUGAUGACUAUGUGAUGUAGUGGCAUUCAGAGCUGCAUAGCAUGCACUACUGCUCCACUGUAACAGUAGCCCCAGUACACUCUAUCUUCACAUUUACAUACAGGAGAAACCCUCCCUGCCCUUCUCAUACGCACACAGCCCUGUCUCUCUAGUUCAGACACCCUACACCUGACCCUGUCCUACUCGCCAGCCAGCCAUUCAAUCACGCAUGACUAGUUUAAUCUGUACUUAUUGGCCUGAGCAUGGAUAGUAGUGAUCACACUUUAUAUAUAUAUAUAAACCAGCCUUGUAACGUUUAGCUACUCCCCGACCUAGUAACCCACCCCUUUACACUGUUGUUAAUGCUAUGGCUACGUCUACAGGUCACAGCCUGCUCCAUCCCAUAACUCUUGACUGUAACAUAGAUUUGAUGAUGACUAACUAGCCUAGAUCAUAAUUCUUCUGUUAUUGUUGUGUCCUAUGUUGUGUGUAUCGCUAUUGUUCUUGAGUUUUUUGGUGUUGUCACUCGAGGGCCACGUCAGAAAGGACAACGGUGACGUUGAGAACUGCUGAGAACAAGUAAAUCAGCUACUUGUUCUCAUUUUAGGAUUCAUGUUAGGGGGGGGUCAAAGUUGAGGUUUAGGAUAAGUGAUUACUCGUAGUUGUGAUAAAAAAGAGAAGAAGAGAAAGGCUUUGCACUCUUGUCCUUCCUAGCGUGGCCAGAAUGUGGCCGGCGGGUUUUAUGCGGACAGGGAGAAAGACUGGUUUGUUUUUAUGUUUUAGUUCAGUCUGAUCAAAUACAUUCAAGGGUGAAGCAAUAUAUACAUCAUGUACAUACAAAUACAUAAAUACACAGAUGUAUAUGCAAUAACAAUGUUUGUGUAGGGUAUGUAUAUAUCUCUGUGUGUGUAUGUAUAUGUAUAUAUUAUGUAUAUAUUUUGUAAGUCAUGCCUAAAAUUGAUUUUCUAUUGACUAUUUUUUUGAAACGUUUUAACAAGUGGAUGACAGAAAGCAUUUUUUUUUUUUAAUUGAUGGAAAUUCUGUGAAGUUUUAAGUGAUUAUAAAGACCGGCUUUGUAAAAGCUGAAA